Molecule: messenger RNA, 2044 nt
Organism: Ictalurus punctatus (channel catfish)
Lineage: Eukaryota; Metazoa; Chordata; Actinopteri; Siluriformes; Ictaluridae
Product: sterol 26-hydroxylase, mitochondrial
Exons: 9
Coding region: 72-1646 (524 amino acids)
Biological process (GO): glucocorticoid biosynthetic process; cholesterol metabolic process; C21-steroid hormone biosynthetic process
Cellular component (GO): mitochondrial inner membrane
Molecular function (GO): iron ion binding; heme binding; oxidoreductase activity, acting on paired donors, with incorporation or reduction of molecular oxygen
Source: RefSeq, a predicted model, not a curated record
UGAUAAGUAAAGAGUUAACAUCCCAGAGUGUUGUGCUUCAUCCUUCUUGCUGCAAAGUGAAACACAAGCUGAUGUUUAGAUAUUCAGGACCUAAGCUAUUCAUGGCAGGACGUCUAGCUCUGCGUUCAGCCGAGCCAACGGCUGUUCAAGUGUUCCUUGGGUCCACCACAGCCAGUCUGAACUUAAAGAGAAAUGCAGGUGGAAAUGCUACACCUCUUGGGAGUAUCAAGACUGAGGCUGACCUCACUGAGAUCACUCUUCCGACAAUACUGUACAGGAUGAUCUUUAAAGGGUACUACAAUCGCAUGCAUGAGCUGCAGUUAUAUGAAAAGCAGUUGUAUGGACCCAUGUUUAAAGUAAGAGGUGGCAACACGCAUGCAAUUUCGCUGAAUAGUGUGGAGCUGCUGGAGGAGCUGAUGAGGAAAGAUGAUAAAUUCCCUAGCAGAGGAGACAUGACUAUCUGGACUGAAUACCGAGAUAUGAACGGUUUGGGUUAUGGUCCUAUCACUGAAGAAGGAGAAAAGUGGUACAAACUCCGAUCGGUGUUGAACAAGCGUAUGCUGCAUCCAAAGGACUCUGAGCAGUAUGAGAAUAUGAUUAAUGAGGUUGUCACAGAUUUUAUCAAACGUGUAUACCAUUUACGAAAAAUGAGCUCCACUGGAGACCUGGUACCCAACAUAUCCAAUGAGAUGUACCGUUUCACUUUAGAAGGAAUCGCCCGCAUACUGUUUGAGACUCGUAUUGGUUGUCUUGAGAAUGAGAUUCCAGCAGAGACUCAAAACUUCAUUGACUCCAUCGGCCAGAUGUUGACUCAGAUCAUGGCUUUGUCUCUGUUACCCAAGUGGACUCGCAAUUAUUUGCCAUUCUGGCGGCGUUACCUAAGUGGUUGGGAUGGAAUCUUCAGAUUCGCCUGCAAGCUAAUUGACAGGAAGAUGGAGCACAUUCAGAUGCGCCUGGAUGCAGGUCAGGAAAUUGCAGGAGAGUAUCUCAGCUACUUGCUUUCCAAGACCAACAUGAGCAAAAAAGAUGUGUAUGGGAGCGUUAGUGAGCUGCUCCUGGCAGGAGUAGACACAACAUCCAACACUAUGAUGUGGGCCUUGUACCUGCUGUCACAAGAUCCAAAGGCACAGGAAACACUGUAUCAGGAAGUUAACAGCAUCAUCAAAGGGGACAAAGUUCCAACAGCUGAGGACAUAAACAGCAUGCCCUACCUCAAGUCUGUCAUCAAGGAGACUCUAAGAAUGUACCCAGUCGUUCCCAUGAACUCACGCCUUUUAUCAGAAAACGAUGUGAUUAUCGGAGGACACUUCUUCCCUAAGAAGACCACAUUUAUAAUGAAUCAUUAUGCAAUCAGUCAUGAUGAGACAGUAUUCCCUGAACCAAGAGUCUUCAAGCCUGAACGAUGGUUACGAGAUGGGAGAGAGCGACCUAUUCCUUUCGGAUCCAUUCCAUUUGGGUUUGGAGUGAGGGGGUGUGUUGGUAAACGGAUUGCUGAACUGGAAAUGCACUUGGCUCUGGCAAGGAUAAUAAAACUGUUUGAAGUCAAGCUGGAUCCCAGUGUGGGAGAGGUCAAAUCUCUCAGUCGUACUGUGCUUGUUGCAGACAAAACAGUCAAUUUUCAUUUUCUGGAGCGGAAACUCAUGUAACGACUUAAAACUGUUCUGAGCUUUAACAUCAACCAAACUAAGCCACAGAAGAAAUCUAUACACCAGCAUAAAAAAUCUUUCCAAAGCCCCUUUCUCCAGAGAGAACAGUGCUGUGGUAUCAUGCUUGGCCAAAAGUAGCCGAAUGCACAGAGACUGUAAGGAAGUCAAUGUCAGUCCUUCUACCAUUCUUUCUGCAAGUACACUCUGUAAUUUCAUUGGUGUGUGUAUGUAUUGAUGCAAAUGAAAAACACAUAGAGCAUGUAUUUUAGUGAUUUCUAUUAGUAUGUAAAGACAAUUUAAUUCAAUAUGUAUUCUUGAUAUAAAUUAAUUACAGCAGCCUUUUCACUUUUUCAGUGUAUAUAUAAUAAACGUUUGAAUAAAAAAAAAAAAUCACAUGG